CCACUCUAAAACUAAAACCCGGCUAAAUGCGAAAUGUGAGAAAUGUCAGAGGGGACGCAGCGCAGUCUCACACACCGCAAUCUUACAUUACACACGACGUGAGACAAAACAGAGCCGCUACACACUGAGCCCAAUCUGCGGGUUCCAGCGAAUCACAGCCACACGAGGCGUGGUCGAUACAAAAUGGGCGGGGACUCGAGCAAGCGGCUAAAUAGAGGAGUGGGCGGGUCGUGACAGUUAAAAGGCGGGGUUUUCUACUUGACAGACAUAACACAGGAGCCCCUGUAACCAACCAGUCACCUCUAUAUUGGAUUUCACCGUUAAAAUAUUCCGGUAAAGCAGGCCGUGUUGGCGGAAGUCGAGGUGUGUGUGGUAGCGAGAGCUGAACAGCGAGCUCGAGGGGAAGCUCCGCCAAAGCGGGCGGAGUCGGAAACGCGGAAAGCUCGAAGCCGUGCGCCUGAGAUCCGGAGGAGCUGCGCGCUGCGCUCGGGGAGCUCUCAGCGGAGCUACCGUGAUCCCUUGGCCUUUUCAACAUUGGAGCAUCGCCGCCUCUUGGUUAACUCUUUUCCCAAUUAAGCUCAAGCCAUCCGGAGAACACGUAUUCAGUGUAAUACCCCCUCUCCUCCCCUGCGCCAGGUUCUCCAGGCCCCAUCCCUUUCUUUUCCAAAACCGGACUCCCAAAACCAGAAAGCCGUCCUCUCCGGGAAUCUUUUGCUUUUAUAUCCUCUGAAAAUGGACGGUUUCGCCGGCAGUUUAGAUGACAGUAUCUCAGCAGCGAGCGUGUCGGACAUGCAGGACCGGCUGUCGUCUCUGGAACUGCGUGUGCAGCAGCAGGAAGAUGAGCUCACCGUGAUGAAGGCCGCGUUGGCCGAUGUUCUCCGACGCCUCGCGCAGUCCGAGGACAUGGCUGCCAAGAAGCAACAGAACACAAAAGGUCAGACACCGCUGCGCGAGGCUUUCUCCAUGUCCUGUAUCGCUAACGGCGGCUCCAGCGGCCGCAAGUCUCACAGAGACAGCUCCACAGUGUCCGUAGCCAGGAAAGAGACGCUGUCCUCUGCAGCCAAAAGCGGUGUGGAGAAGAAAAAAGACAAGCCUCCGCUAGAGGAGAUCAAGGAGAAGGAAGAGCCACCACAAGCUAACGAUAAACCCCCUUCAACACCCAGCACACCACAGGCACCAUCCCCUUCCAGCCAACCCCCUUCCCCUCAUCCCCUCCAGCCUCAGAAGGCCACCCAUGAGAGCAAGGGGUCCUCCCCAGCCAAAAGGGGCCACAGUGCAAAGCGUGGUGGAGGAAUGGAGCGCUCUCAGAGCACCACAUGGGAGAGUGGCGAGGACAACAGGAACAAGCUGGUCAAAGCCGCCUCCACUUCCAAACUGCUGGCCAAAGUUGUGAAGAAUGCAGAGAAACACAGAGAUCCAGUUAUCAGCCAAGCUAAAAUGUCAACUCGUGAGAAAAACAGUCAAGAGGGCGAUUAUAUCAAAAUGUUCAUGCGUGGACGACCAAUCACCAUGUUCAUCCCGUCUGACAUCGAGAACUACGAUGACGUGCGAACUGAGCUUCCUCCUGAGAGACUCAAACUAGAGUGGGUAUACGGCUAUAGAGGCCGAGACUGCAGGGCAAAUGUUUACUUGUUGCCCACAGGGGAGAUUGUCUACUUCAUCGCCUCAGUGGUCGUACUUUUCAACUAUGAAGAGCGGACACAGCGUCACUACUUAGGACACACUGACUGUGUGAAAUGUCUUGCUGUUCACCCGGAUAAGAUCCGCAUUGCCACAGGACAGAUUGCAGGAGUGGACAAGGAUGGCAGGCCACUACAGCCUCAUGUGAGAGUUUGGGACUCCGUCACGCUGCAAACCCUGCAGAUCGUUGGCUUGGGCACCUUUGAAAGAGGAGUGGGGUCCCUUGCUUUUUCCAAAGCAGACUCAGGCAUCCACCUCAGCGUGGUUGACGACUCCAAUGAGCACAUGCUGACUGUGUGGGACUGGCAGAAGAAGUCCAAAAUUGCUGAGAUUAAGACUACUAAUGAGGUGGUCUUAGCGGUUGAGUUCCACCCAACAGACGCAAACACCAUCGUCACCUGUGGCAAGUCGCACAUCUUUUUCUGGACGUGGAGCGGCAACUCUCUGGCUCGCAAGCAGGGCAUCUUUGGGAAAUACGAAAAGCCCAAGUUUGUGCAAUGUCUGGCCUUCCUCAAUAACGGAGACAUUCUGACCGGAGACUCAGGAGGCGUCCUGCUUAUCUGGACCCGCAGCACAGCAGAUCCGCCACCAGGAAAAGGACUUAAAGCAUUUCAGAUCAGCCGUCAGAUCAAGGCCCACGAUGGCAGUGUGUUUACACUGUGUCAGCUGAGGAACGGCACUCUACUGACCGGAGGAGGUAAAGACCACAAGAUCAUUCUGUGGGACCACGACCUCAACCCAGAGAGAGACAUUGAGGUUCCAGAUCAAUACGGAACCAUUCGAGCCGUUGCAGAGGGGAAGGGUGAGCAGUUCCUUGUGGGCACGUCACGCAACUUCAUCCUGAGGGGCACCUUUAACGAUGGCUUUCAGGUGGAGGUGCAGGGUCACACGGAUGAGCUGUGGGGUCUGGCUGCUCACCCGUUUAAAGACCUGUUCCUCACCUGUGCACAGGACAGGCAGGUGUGUCUGUGGAGCUCAGUGGACCAUUCGCUGGAAUGGACCAGACUGCUGGACGAGCACGGUCACUGCGCAGACUUCCACCCUAGCGGAGCUGUGGUUGCCAUUGGCACUCACUCAGGGAAGUGGUACGUUCUGGAUGCUGAGACUAGGGACCUGGUGGCCAUCCACACAGACGGCAAUGAGCAGCUGUCAGUGAUGCGCUACACUGUGGAUGGUACACUGCUGGCAGUGGGAUCACACGACAACUUCAUUUACCUCUACACAGUGUCGGAUAAUGGACGCAAGUACAGCAGAUACGGGAAAUGCUCUGGACAUUCCAGCUACAUUACGCAUCUUGACUGGUCCCCCGACAACAAGUUCAUUAUGUCCAACUCAGGAGACUAUGAAAUCCUCUACUGGGACAUUCCAAACGGCUGUAAGCUGAUUCGUAACCGCUCUGAUUGUAAGGAUAUCGACUGGGCCACGUACACGUGUGUGCUGGGAUUCCAUGUCUUCGGAGUGUGGCCGGAGGGUUCAGACGGAACAGAUAUCAAUGCUCUGGUCAGAUCUCACAACAGGAAAGUCAUCGCUCUAGCAGAUGAUUUCUGCAAGGUGCAUCUGUUCCAGUACCCCUGCUCCAGACCUAAGGCCCCAAGUCAUAAGUACAGUGCCCACAGCAGUCACGUGACCAACGUUAGCUUCAUGCACAACGACAGACACCUGGUGUCGACAGGUGGCAAGGACACCAGCAUCAUGCAGUGGCGCUGCGUGGGCAUGAGCGAUCCUCUGCACAACUCAAGCACAAGAGUCCAGGCCCCUGUGGCUGUUGUACCCACCUCUUUGUCUAUCACCAAAAUGGAACCAGACACCAAUACGCCACCCCCAACCCCCACCGAGCCCCUGGAUGGCACCCCUAACGGACAGCAAGAUGACCAUGAAACUCUGCCUCCCCCAGAUGAGCCCACUCCCACUUCCGAUAGCACCGUGAGCCCAAAGGACAGUCUGGAACCAAGUGAUGACACGGCUACGCCAAGUGAUGAGGGCGCACCCUUCACUCCACCCUCUUAAAACCUGUGGCUGAGGUGAUUAGCCCUCGCCUCCGUUCGAGUGCUCCACCCACAGGCACUAGGUUUGCUGUGAAGGUUCUAGCGCAUGCACAGGGCCUCCUUAAAGUUUUAAUCUUUUCAGGUUCUUUCUACCUUUCUUUCAACAUGUGUUUGUAUGUCGUUAGUCCAAGAGGGAGAAAAGAGGCAAAAAUGAAUGAAGUAUCGCUGUUGUGUUGCCCAUGAGGAAUCAUGCUUCGAGUACAUAGAUAAAUGCUGUUUGAAAUAUGGAAACGAACACCUGCAUGCCUGGAUACACUGAUACAUACAAACACUACAGCAAACAUGAGGCUUACUCCAACACACACAAGGGCACAUACGAGAAACAUAGUUAUGACAAGGGUUUAGUAGAUCAUUGUAUGAACGUUAAGUUGAUAAAUAUCAGCCAGUAUAAUGCAAAAUAUAACUGAAAUUAGUGAAAUUUAAUAUAGGCUUAUGUUAAGACUUUUAAACUAAUCAUUUACUCUGUUUUGUGAAUAAUGAGGAGUUUCAAAACCAUUUUUUUGUGUGUGUGAAAUGCCUGCAUAGCAUCUUUACCUGAGCCAAGAAUAUUUUGAAAAUGCCAGGCAGGUAACACUGACUCACUGAAUGGACUUAACUCACCCACUGGCUUCUUCUGCGCAAGUUAGCAUCGAUGUGGACAAAUUUUAAGCAUGGCAUGAAGCUAAUAAUAAACGUUCAUGAUCGACUAGGUAUAUUAUCAACAUAUUAUCUCACACACACACACACACACACACACACACACACACACACACAGACACAGACACACAGUUUUUCUGAGGCAGUUUGUCCAAAGCCAUUUUCUUCUGGACAUUUUCUCCUGUGUCUCUGAAGCUCUGCCCAGCACAGCGUAUGAUCAGAUCAGCAGGCUGUCUGAAUGUCUUCAGCACGGAUCGUCUUGCAGUCAUCAGUAUUUCCUCUGACAGACUUAACCUAAACUCCUCAUACUCAACCGGCGCUUUUUUAGCCUGUAUUCUAAAUGCUGUUCUCUUUCCAUUCAAGUUGCUUUAGAUUCAUUUUACGACUGUUUUUUUUUUUUUUUUUUGCUUCAUUGUGUUCAUUGGACUGAUUUUUUUUUUUAUCUUGAAAGUAGAUUAAAUGAGUCUUAAAUGUGUGUGAUUGUGUGUGUAUGAGAUCAUGUGCAGAUGUAUUGCUGAUGGUAGUUGGGUUUUUUUUGUGUGUGUGUGUUUUUUUGCGUCUUGCAUUCCACAGGUGUUGGUGCACCUUCCUUUCCUCCCUCCCACGGAAACUCAGGAUCACUCAUUAAGGUCACCUUCCUAGUCAAGAGCGUGGGAGUGAGAUCUGUGCUUGCUCUCCUUUCUCUUGCUCAGAGCGCUUCUUUCACCACUUCAGUAAUGCAUUGUGACAAAGAUACUGGGUUAAAGGAUAACAUAUUGAACAGAGUUUUGUAUUUUAAACAUGAGCUGCAACACAGCAGAGCCAGUCUGCAGUAACACUGUGGCUGUUCACACUCACUGUUGGGGUUUUUUUGUUCCCAGUUUCAGAGAUGUUCUGUUUACAAAUUCUAAAGAGUGAUGCACCAAAUCCUAACAGAAGAUGCCUCCAACUUUUUGAACAUAAGCCUGUGAAUCUAGACCUGUUUUCAACAUGCACUCAUCACCUUCCCUUUGUUAUUUAUUUAGACCAUGCAAAUUGCUAUGGUGUGUUUGCUGUCCAGCCUGUUUUUGAAGGAAAAAAAUAGGAUUGCUCAUUCCAGCUUACUCUUAUAACAUCCUGCUCACUCAUAACCUCCUGCUCACUCUUAUAACAUCCUGCUCACUCUGAUAACCUCCUGCACACCCUUAUAACCUCCUGCUCACUCUUAUAGCAUCCUGCUCACCCUUAUAGCAUCCUGCUCACCCUCAUAACCUCCUGCACACACUUAUAACCUCCUGCUCACCCUUAUAACCGCUUGCUCACCCUCAUAACCUCCUGCUCACUCUUAUAAUAUCCUGCUCACCCUUAUAACCUCCUGCUCACCCUUAUAACCUCCUACUCACCCUCAUAACCUCCUGCUCACUCUUAUAACCCCCUACUCACUCUUAUAACCUCCUGCUCACUCUUAUAACAUCCUUCUCACCCUUAUAACCUCCUGCUCACCCGUAUAACCACCUGCUCACCCUUAAAACCUCCUCCGCACCCUUAUAACCUCCUGCUCACCCUUAUAACCCCCUACUCACUCCUGCACACUCUUAUAACAUUUUACUCCUGCUCAUUGCUAUAACCUUCUGACCACUUUUAUAACAUCUUGUUCAGCUAUAACCUCCUACUGUUUUUUGCUUCAUGUUAAAUCAUCUUGCCUGCUUCUGCUCCAUAUGAUAACAUACUGCUCACUAUAGCCUUGUAUCACUGCUGCUCCCUGUCAUAACCUCCUGCUCACUGGUAUAACAUUUUAUUAAUUCUUGCUUCCUGUUGUAACCCUUGCCCACUUCUACUCCCUGUUAUAAACUCCUGCUCACUGUUAUACCCUACAUUAUUCAUGAUGUAGCUAAUAUGCACUCAUGUGAAAGGAAGAUGAUAAGUGUGUGUUGAAAACAUUAAUUAAAUACAGGCCUAAACUUUUUCACAAUACAAUACAGGUCAUCACUUUUCAAAAAUAUCUAUCAAAAAAGCAACCUGGUUUCACAUGUGUUGCUGGCGACAUCUUCUGUACACUUGCAGCAUUACAAGGUAUUGAAAGGGAUGGAUGAAAGUUUUAGUAUUGGCAGUUAAGAAUGAGUAUGUAUAAAGGCAUGAGGUCUGGUGGUAAUGCAUGAUUUCUUUUUAAACUGUAGGAAUAAUGAAGGUUUUAGGGAGUAUUAAGAAGAAUGGAUCAAAUACAUAUGCGGAGUCAUGGGGGUUUUAUAAAGAUUUUGGUAUGUGAAUGAUGAACUUAUGCUGUGUUUUUAUGGUUGUGUUUUUUUUUUUUUUUUUUUUUUUUUUUUUUACAUGGAAGCAUUCAGUAUAAAAAAAGUUCUGAGUGUAUUUUAUACUGGUCUAGUUGUAGGUAGUGUGCAUGUUCAGGAAAGCCAUUUCGGCAUUAGAAGUGUUUAAUAGAUGGAAUGUAAUGAUGAAAUAUGCCUACCAAGUCGUGCAGUGUGGUGUAUUGCUGCAGCAGUGCUGUUACUACAGCCUCUCAUCUCCAGCUGGUCUGCAGUUUUUCUAACCCUUUGGUUUAUAAGGCUUUUUUGGAAUUGCUACCAUUUUUUAAUGAUAGUUUUUGGUGUUUUCAGAGAAUGCCUCUGUUUGAUUUCUAUAGACCGAUUUGAACCUGCUUUUGCUGUAAUACUUAGCUUUAGUGCAAAACAGCACUGUUCCUUUGCUCAGGGUCAGACCUGGUCACCUUCCUCUCCUACUUUUGCCUCUGUGUUGAUCACCUCCUUAACAUUACAGCAAACUUCCACACAUAACAUGCCCUUGGUCUUUGUGACCGGGUGAGCUUCAGGCUAAGUUCAGGGAUUUCACAGGCUACCAUUUCCAGACACCAUUUGUACAUUCACAUGUGGAUACUAUGUGUAUAUAAUAGUUCCUCUGUAUGUAUAUAACUCGGUGGGAAUGCAUCCUGUACAAUAACUUGGCCAUGUUCAUCAAGAAAAGCCUUUUGGACAAUUCUGCAAUCGCUGGUGCUGCAGAACCACACUGAAGACCUAGCGGAUAAGAAAUCAGGACAAGAUCUUGAAUAUGCAGCUAGAAAGCAGCUUUUAUGUAAAGGGGAUGUUCUUCUUGGACAUGUUGAUUUACUUGGAAAUUCUUUGGAUACAUUUUGCCUCUAGGACCCUUACUUGUGAAACUGACGUAUAAUUUUUGCAUCCAGUGACGGUGACAUUCAGAACACUGUUACCUGACAUUGGUGUGUAAAUAAAGGGCCUCAUUAGGAAUGUUUCUUGAAUGUCACGAGUGGCCUUGCUAUGUGUCUUCUUUGGGAGAGUGUGGAAUAUGGUAUUGGUAAAUAUAUUGUAAUUUUUUUUGGUUUUUGAAGAGGUGGUUUGUUUGAUAACAGCGGGUGUGAUAAUUAGACGUACUUUUAUAUAAUUGAAAUAGUACUGUGGAUAAAUGCAUAGACUUUUAUUGGGAAGGCCAGAUCUAUGUCUGACAUUCAGUAAUCAGACUGGGGUUUUUUUUUUUCCAGUGGUCUGUAUUUCUGGAGUGUUUCUACAGACAUUUACCAUAUCCGUUCCUGCAUGAAAUGGCCUUGUAUUUUUUUAAUGGGGGAGAGGAAGAAGUAAAGAGUGAGACAAUGCAAAACUGGAGUGGAAAAUUAAAACUCUUCUGGAAAGGUCUGGAUCCCCAGCUAGUGGCUCUUUCCACAUUAGGAACCUUGGAAUCAAAUUCCCAGAAUGCUGUCCCAGUUGCCAGUUUGCUUGAUCAGAUCCGCAUUGGAAAAGAGGGUGGGAAAGGAGCCGGUUUUCAUAUAAAAGCUUUGUGACAAACAUGAUGAAGUUGGUUGCAGCGAUGAUAAUGAAAAUUAUGUCAACAGAUAUGAAACUUUUUCUUGUAACAGUGUUUGAGCCAAUAUGUCUUUCAUGCAUUCCUGCCAAAGGGCAGAAAAAUACUAAAGAUUUUAGAAAAUAAACAUUCAUUUUAAAAUGA
Messenger RNA from Ictalurus furcatus (blue catfish), 8291 nucleotides. RefSeq names its product echinoderm microtubule-associated protein-like 4 (gene eml4). The record is from RefSeq and is a predicted model, not a curated record. Bases 733 to 3687 code for a protein of 984 amino acids. NCBI's taxonomy places the organism in Eukaryota, Metazoa, Chordata, Actinopteri, Siluriformes, Ictaluridae. Gene Ontology annotation, biological process: microtubule cytoskeleton organization. Gene Ontology annotation, molecular function: microtubule binding. Gene Ontology annotation, cellular component: mitotic spindle. The transcript has 24 exons.